Messenger RNA from Dermacentor albipictus, 4012 nucleotides. Its product is annotated as endothelin-converting enzyme 1-like. NCBI's taxonomy places the organism in Eukaryota, Metazoa, Arthropoda, Arachnida, Ixodida, Ixodidae. Gene Ontology annotation, cellular component: plasma membrane. Gene Ontology annotation, biological process: protein processing. The record is from RefSeq and is a predicted model, not a curated record. Gene Ontology annotation, molecular function: metalloendopeptidase activity.
CACUAAGGACAACAACAACAACAACAACACAUCCUGGGCUCUGCGAUUUGCGACCACAGCAAGCAAACAAGAGAUGCUUCCGAGCUUUCAGCAUCAAGACGAUAAGAGCAAGAGGCGGCCUCGUGCUCGAACAAGCUCCGCGAGCUCCAAUGGACGCGCAUCUUCUCUGAGAUCCAUUUCCACUGGCAAGCUUGAAGGGACCCGGCACUUUCCGAGCAAUCCCAAUCAAAGAGCUCCCGCGGACGCCCCGUUGGAUUCAGCUCUACUGAGAGGCGCGACCAGCGCCACCGGGUCGGUCGCUGAAAUUCCCGCAAACGAACCUCCUAAAAGUAAGCGAAGACUGUCGUUUUACGACGCCGUCCAGCCCACUACACCCAACAUCACCGCACCUCAGGAACAACAGGACGGUAGCACCGAACAUGGCACGUGCAAAUGGGGCAUCGCCUCUACGACGGAAGCGCCUUUUUCAGUAGAACCAGUAACCACCGAUGGGCGUCCAACAAAAGCUCGAGCAGUCGCCGAAGCCGAAGACAAGCCUCCUCCAAGAGAACGCCAAACCUCGCAGCCGACACAGGCACUAGAGUCUGUUGCCGGUGCUCGGUCGAUCAAAGCCGCUGCGACAUCUUCCACAUCGAACAACGAAGCAGCCGAGACAACGCUGACGGCCGAAGUCCGCAGUGCAAAGCUACCGUCUGGUACGGUUAAGGCGAGGACACGCUCCGGCUCUACCGUCACUCUGGCGGUGCCCAUCGACGCGGCCUCGAGAAGCGGACACUCAGUAAAGUCGUCGACGCAAGACUCGGGGUCCCAGCGCGAGCAUUCGUUCUCGUCCUUCAUUAGAGGUCUCAAGACGUUGAGCAGAGAACGCAUUGCAGAGCAGCGGGCCAGGCGACGAGGAAGGAAGUCUUCGAUCUGGGACUCGGAACACGGGCAGCGCGGUUCAAGGAUAGUGGUCAGAGUAGCAGGGAUCACCAUCACAAAGCAGCAAAUCCUCCUCAUGGCCAUCUUAAUUUUCAUAGUGACAACCGUGACAACCGCCGUCGUCAUCCUGUACAGACGAGAGCAAGAAACUGCUCCGACAAAGCCGUACUGCAAGACCAAAGAUUGCCUCGAUCACGCCUGGCGCCUUUCCGAUAAACUAAAUAGCAGCCUCGAUCCCUGCCAAAACUUCGGGGCUUACGUCUGUUCCGCUUGGUCCCCACCAAAGGGGUACCUUGAGCACUCUAACUCAGCCAUGGAUGACGUACGGAAAUCUUGGUUCCCACUGUUCGGAAAUAUUCUUAGAGAAGGCGCCAAAACAAUUCGGGUUGGCCACAAGCCGCUAGUCAUGUACGCCACAUGCAUGGGCGACAGUAAACAGUACGGCUCGAACGUGGAUAUCUUCUGGAAGUUCCUAAAGGAGUGUAAACUGUCGUGGCCGGAAGAGCCAGAGCUAAGUGAGACCAGUGCCCUCGAUGUAUUGAUAACGCUCGCGUUCAAGUGGCAGGUUUCACUCUUCUUUCAAUUGAGACUACUGCGCUUGGGACCCGCACCAAAUUGGCGUUUGACUUUAAAUCCAGGCCCACUUGUACCGCUAAUGUACCAGCAUCAUCUCACGAUCAAAAAUACUGGCGGAUACGCCAAGUACUGGGCUGCGUUCUUCUACAUCCUCAAGGGAAGGUAUGACAAGGACGCGACGAUAAACCAGACGCUCAUAGAGACAACCAUGCUGUUGGAAGGGGACGUCUUUAGAAGACUCCUAUUCGCCAUGCGUCCACUUGGAGUCCAACAACUACUGGUGCCAAUCGCCAAGAUUAUUCUCUACACUCCGCCUCUGGACUCGAAGCAGUGGCUACGGGCAUUGAAGCAGUUGGAGCUUCAGCCUGAGAUGGAAUCCAACGACCAGGUUCUCAUAGCCGACAAAAACUUCUUCCAGACCAUGGCGGCCGUGAUGGCCUCGUACACGGACACCCAGCUGCUGUCCCUGAUUGCGUGGUCUUGCGUGCAGCUCCUGGCACCGGCAGUGGAUUUGCAGCUGCUGAAGUACCGGUACGACCAAGGCAUCAUACUUUACCGGCCAUACUUCUGCGAACGUUUUGUCGAGACCGCCUACCGACUCCUCGUGGUUGCUCUGACCUCUGUGUCGCGUUUCUCAAGACAGGAACGCACCGUCAUCUCUGCAAACUUCGACCACCUGGUUGCAAUCGCCAGCGCUUUGGUCAACGCCACAGACUGGCUGGAUGCUGAGAACCGACAACUUGCCUCUAUGAAGCUGGCUUCGACGCGCCUGCAGCUGUGGCCCCCGGAGCAUUUCCUGAAGAACGAGGCACUCGACCGCAUGUACGCGGCUUUUCCCAGCGCCGAAUUGCCGUUUGCAGAAUAUUGGAUGCAAUCGAGUCGGUCUGCCGCUGAUACGUACCAUGCGAGUGCCAAUAUCGACGUCUUGAGCUACGCGGUGAACUACGAACUGCCGUACCUCUUAUACGAUGCAGCGAGUGGCGCAGUGAAGGUAGCUGUGGGUGCCAUUACUCCGCCCCUGUACUACUCUGAAGGGACCAAAGCUAUGUUCUACGGAGGACUCGGAUUCUCCAUGGCGGUGAAUCUCGUCGCAUCCAUGGACAAACAGGGACUGCGGUGGCAUCCAAACGGCAUUUUCGGCGACUCCUUUUUGUCCCACGCUGCUUUUCGAGCGUUCCAAGACCGGGACGGCUGCCUGGCGACUGCAGAGGAGGCUGCCGUCGUUGACUACCCCACCUAUCAGACCCGACCAGGCUCCAGGACCAGCAUCUUCCCCGAGAUUCCCGCGCUCGAAGUGGCCUACGCAGCGUACAGGCGUUCCAUCAGCGAAAGCCACGAGGACAGUCCGCAGGGUAUUUCCCGGAAUCUCUCGGGCGAUCAGGUGUUCUUCAUGACGUUGUGCUACAUGACGUGCAGCCUUCCCGGAGGCGUGGGUCCGCACACGGUUGACUGCAGUAAGGCUGUGAGCAAUUCGGAGGCAUUCGCGCAGGCUUUUCAAUGCCCGUACGGAUCAAAAAUGAAUCCCAAGAAGAAGUGCACAUUCUUCACCCGAUAAGUGGGGGCUGGAAAGGACCCAAAUCAGGCGCGAUGUUUACCACGCCAGAAGUCUGAACGUACCACAUAUGUUUAUCAGUGUCAGACAAUAUACCUCUUCUGUGGACCUUGCAAUGCCUUAAAAUGUCCUCGCCGUCUUUUGCAAAGCGAUGGCGCUCUUUGCAUGAGGGCGUCAGCAGUGCAACUGGCACUUCGUCUACGUUCCUUGUUCUGGCGUACGACGCACUCUAAAAUACUGACGCGUUUUGUUUGGACGUUUCAUGGCGGGCGCGCGAUACAAGACGCCCCUUUUCUACGUUUUUCGCGUUUUUUUUUGUUUUUGCUUUUUUCUUAUUGCCCGUUCUUCAGCUCUCUGACUUAUUUUGUAUUUAAAAAUUUUACUUUUAGUCAGCAACAAUGUGCCCAUCUUUGUGUCUCAGGCGUCGAAAAACAUUCACGUCACAUACCGCGUUUGCGGGCUGUGUGCACUUUUGUUUAAUUUUUGUUUGCGAAGCCGUAUUCAUGAACGUGUUUUCGAAGACAAUGUCCAAUGUAUUUCUUGGCUGUGCUUAAAUGGAAAGUUUUUUAUUUCAUCAAGAUUUUCUUUGUAACUCGCGGCUGCCUAACGUGUUUUCUAUGCCCGUCUGCCCUGCACCAUUGAAUAUUCUGCAGUUGGCUGAAGGGCACCUGGUGCACACUUAGAGAAGGCUUGAAAGAAGCUAAUAUAUGACAGGUUUGAACUGCUUCCCGAGCCAAAUUAUUCGUAUCAUUUCUCUAGUAACUGCCACACACAGAAUUCAGUGAAUAAAACCUUAUUUUUGGCGAAUUCUCUGGCAGCUCGACUGCGGUUCUCGCAGCGCUCGUUAACGGUUCUCGAGACGAAUGAAAACCAACUGCACAAAAAGCGUGGCGUUCUGUCGUCGUACCAACUUAUCCAAUGUAUUAAACGUUCGAUUGUUAGCACGUUGCACAUUGAUGUAGA